Molecule: messenger RNA, 1437 nt
Organism: Acanthoscelides obtectus
Lineage: Eukaryota; Metazoa; Arthropoda; Insecta; Coleoptera; Chrysomelidae
Source: the annotation of a GenBank genome assembly
AUGGAACUCAACCGAGAACAUUUUCGCGCCAUAAUUUAUUACAACUUUCAGAGACAAUUAUCGCAACAAGAAUGCCUUGCUGAGUUACUGUCUGUUUUCGGCAACGAAGCGCCACAUCAGUCGACAUUUUUCCGUUGGUAUGGGGAAUUCAAACGUGGACGGGUGAGUCUUAGCGACGAAUCCAAGGUGGAUACACCAAAAACGGCAGUCACCCAAGAAAACGUCGAUGCUGUGCGCAAACUCAUCAUUGAAGAUAGACAUGUGACAUAUCGCGAGAUUAAGGCGUCCUUGAAGAUCUCAAAGACCUCAAUUCAAAAAAUUUUACAUGAAGAAUUGGGAGUAAAAAAAUUAGUUUCUCGUUGGAUACCCCAUCUGUUGCCUGAAGAGCAGAAAGCAGUCAGGGUUAAUUGGCGUCAAAAAACGCUUGACCCUGUUUGGGUGUUCCAAGGUGAAGAAAAGCCAACAAAACAAAUAACUUUUACUGCGGAUUGGUAUACCACCAUUUGUUUAAUCAUCCUCCACCAAGACAAUGCAAGCUCGCGCACAGCCCAAAAAACAAGGCAAUAUUUAAUGGAAGAAAACGUGGAAUUAUUGGAACAUCCUCCAUAUAGUCCCGAUCUAAGUCCUAACGAUUUCUUUACUUUCCCGAAAAUUAAAAACAGACUGCGUGGUCAAAGGUUCCAGUCACCAGAAGAAGCAGUUGAAGCAUUCAAAAAUGUCGUUUUGCAUCUGCCAGCAAUCGAGUGGAAUAAGUGCUUUGACAAUUGGUUCGAGCGCAUGCAGAUGUGUAUUAAUAUUCGUGGAGAAUACUUCGAAAAACAACAAAUUCAUUUAAAACUACCUACCUGGUGGAGACAACGGUCACUCUGGGAACAGGAAUGGAACAGUAUUGUCUUUAGUGACGAGUCUCGAUUUUGUUUAGGCAUGCACGAUGGUCGUGCCAGGGUUAGAAGGCGACGUGGUGAAAGGAGGAAUCCACAGUUUUUUUUUAUGGUUUGGGGUGCUAUAGCUUAUGGUUCCAGGUCACCUUUAAUCUUCAUCAGAGGUAACAUGAACGCGCAGCGUUAUAUCUACGAAGUUCUAGAACCCCAUCUUUUACCCUAUCUUGACACCCUGGCAGAUCCAACUUUCCAACAAGAUAAUGCCCGACCACAUGUUGCAAGAGUCACAAUAGACUUCUUUCAACAUAAUGAUGUCACAUUGUUACCAUGGCCACCAAGAUCUCCCGACUUAUCCCCAAUUGAGCACGUGUGGGAUAUGAUGGGUAGGAGAUUGCUCAAUUUGCAACGUCCUCCUCAGACUCUAGAAGCACUUCGAGAGGAGUUGGUGGUUGCCUGGAAUGAGAUACCACAGGAGGACAUUGACCACCUGAUCAGAAGCAUGCCUAGGCGCGUUGGAGAAUGCGUAGCACAUCAGGGUGCAUCCACACAUUAUUAA